Messenger RNA from Symbiodinium sp. CCMP2592, 1575 nucleotides. Lineage: Eukaryota; Dinophyceae; Suessiales; Symbiodiniaceae. The record is from the annotation of a GenBank genome assembly.
AUGUGUCGACUGUGCCGCCAGGCUAAGGAGAUCCGAGCCCUCUUUGAGUGGGUGGAUCCUGCACAGGGUGAGACACGAGCCCUUCUGCGUGAGAAGCACGGAGAGGGCCAGGAGGACGAGCUUGCCGCCGCAGCAGCCGAGGAUGGCUCCCACACUUGGCUGCAGACGCCUGCCCUCGACCUUAGUGAUUUCGCCUGCUUGUACGGAUCGGCCCAAGAGGAGGAAGUGCGAGAUGAGGGCUUUUCAGCCCAGGUUGCAGAAGCCAAACAGAAGCUAGAAGCUGCUGAUGAAAAGCUUAGUGAGAAGAAGCGACUCCGACAAGAGGCCGAGGCGGAAGUUGCACGGCUUGCUGCAGAGCUCGACGAGGUUUCUGCUGGGAUGGACGAUGCGAAGGAAAAGCGGGUGCGAGCCGAAGAAGCAUGGAAGGACAAACGGUCUGAGCUAGUCCAGGCACGCAAGGGAGAGACAACUGCCCAACAGCGGUUGGAGAAGGCUGGAUGCAGCUUGAUCACGGUCCAGGACCGGCUCCUGAACCACCAGAACGCGCUGACCAGUGCCACCGAGGAGGUUGAAGCAGCUGCUCUCAAGGCCGCCGAGGCAGCUGAAACAUCCAAGGAGAAUCAUGAGACUUUCGCGAAGGCCUUGUUUGAUGCUGAGAGCCAACUGGGCCUUGUCGACCAGCGUGGCGCUGCCACAGGUGACUGCGCUGCAGACGCCGCGCCAGACAAGUUAAAGAAGGCUCAGAAGGCACUGGACAAGUUGAAGACUUCGAUGGAGAAUAACUUGUUCCGUCAGGUGGAGUACGAGACUGUGGAGGAGGAUGUUCUCAAAGUCGAACCAGGCCGCGAACGGGAGCGGCACCGCCUGGAGCAAUUGGUCGCGAAGGCCAUCCAGCGUGCCGAAAAUUCGCGCGAAGCGGUGCUGAAGGAAGUGCAAAAUUUCGUGGAGGCUGGCAUGUGGUUUGCAGAGUCUCUGCAAAAAACGCAGAAGCGGCCAGUAAGGAUGGACCAGGUCAAGGCGGUCCAAUCCACCGUGAAGGCUGCAUUCCGGCAGCUGCCAAAAGCUUGGCAGGCUGUGCGCAGCGCCAGAGAGGCGCAGGCGAAAGUUGGUGCCCAGCGACGCAAGGUGGCGCUGCGCCGAGCCACCGCUGUACAGACAAAAACGGAGGCUGAGGCAACUGUCCAAAGCGCAUCGAGUGAGCAGAAGGAGGCGGAGGCAGAAGAAGCCCAGCUGCGCAGCGAGCGCAGCGCAAGGGAGUCCGACCUGGCAGCCGCAGAGGCUGCCCGUCAAACCGCACACCAGCGGGAGGUCGACAUGAAACGGCGUCGUGAUGAGCUGAAGGCCCAGCAACCAGCCGCAAGGGAUGCGGUGAAGGCAGCCCGUGCCGCAGAGCGCGAGGCGGAUGCUGAGCGCAAGGCCCUACAUGCGAGAGCCGAGAAGCGCGAGAAGGAGCAAGAGUUGCUGGAAGAGGCAAAGAGCACUGCCGUCAGACAGCUCAAGAACGAGGCAUACGACGCCAACCAGGUGGAGCUUGCCUACGAGGAACGGAGAGGAAGCAAGAAGGCUCAGGAAUGA